CAGGAAGCCGCUGGAUACGGGCAGCGCAGAACCGGUCGAUUUGGAAUCCCUUGGGGGGAGAAUCCCUCCCUUUAUGUCCAGCAGUUUUACUUUGAUGUUUUGCGUGGCAACCCAAAUUACAAUAGCAAUAAAAACAUCGGACAUAUUGAUUAUUUACUCAGAUGUCACUUCAAAUUUGCCUGCUAUGAAAGUGCGAGUUCAUACAUUGCGACGUAUGGUGGAAAUAGCCAGAGUGGAGAUCCACCCUGGUGUGAGGAAGUCGAAAUUAGAGACGUACCCUCCCAAUUACUUCCAGCGUCGACUGAAGAGGUUGCUGCAUCUGAAAGAGAAGCGGGAGAAGGCGGCAAACAUGAACGCUAAUCUACAGACAUAAGGUUCAAAAUAAGAUGUGAAAUAUUUUCAUGAAGUUCGCAAAAAUAAAUUAAUGGUGAAUAGGGUAUUUUCAAAAUUAUUGAAAACUGCUUAUAUUUAAAGAUUGAGACAAACGAUUUAACAGAAAAAUAAAAAUUAAUUAAUUAAUGUCGUUUUUCU
Chilo suppressalis (striped riceborer) is the source of this 531-nucleotide messenger RNA. The record is from the annotation of a GenBank genome assembly. Lineage: Eukaryota; Metazoa; Arthropoda; Insecta; Lepidoptera; Crambidae.